Molecule: messenger RNA, 1989 nt
Organism: Lutzomyia longipalpis
Lineage: Eukaryota; Metazoa; Arthropoda; Insecta; Diptera; Psychodidae
Exons: 7
Coding region: 78-1946 (622 amino acids)
Cellular component (GO): membrane
Molecular function (GO): phosphatidylinositol bisphosphate binding
Source: RefSeq, a predicted model, not a curated record
UGACGAUAGCAUGUGUUUAAUUUCAGAUUAAGCUGCCGAUUGUGUCAGGAAAAGAAGUAAUUAGUGAAACCCGUAACAUGGCACAAGUACGUUGUCUUUCGCCACAGCUCGCGCAUCAGGCCCACGAGGAAUUGGGUGAGAUUAAUGGUAAAGUUGAGGAUGAUCUUGUUGCCCUCAAGGUGUGGAUAUCAAAGCAAGCACAUCUUACAGCAAGAACUGACGAUCAAUUCUUGAUAGCUUUCCUCCGUGGAUGCAAAUAUAGCUUAGAGCGAGCUAAAGAAAAGAUUGACAUGUACUACACCAUUCGUACGGCAAUUCCCGAGUUCUUUGUUGAUCGUGAUCCUCAAAAUAAGAAAUUGCUGGAAGUUCUUCGUUUGGGCCUCUCUCUACCACUACCCACACCCGUUGAAAGCAAUGGAUCGCGCAUUCUUCUCGUUAAGCAGGGUGCAUAUGAUCCCUCGAAGGUUUCCAUUGUGGAUGUCUUGAAGAUCAGCUACAUGAUUACCGAUGUUAUGAUUUGGGAAGAUGACAAUUGCACCGUAGCAGGUCAGACGAUUCUUGUUGACUUGCAAGGACUCUCAUUUGGGCAUUUAACACAAGUAACACCGACUCUCUUGAAAAAAAUGACAUCAAGCAUCCAGGAAGCAUAUCCAAUUCGCCAAAAGGGUAUGCAUUUUAUUAAUCCAAUGCCAGGUUUUGAGUCUCUCUUCAAAAUUUUCCACAGCUUUUUGAGUGAGAAAAUCAAGAAACGAACAUUUGUACAUGGAUCUCUUGAGGAGCUUCAUAAGCACAUCCCAAAGAGCCUCUUACCUACGGAAUAUGGUGGAGAUGCUGGGCCAGUUCAGCAAAUUAUUGAUGAUUGGACAGAUAAAUUACUAUCAAAGAGAGAUUGGUUUCUCGAUGAUGUGAGGUACAAGAGUGAUGAGAAGAAACGCGUAGGAAAAGCCAAAAAUGCCGAUAUUCUAAUGCAAGGAUCAUUCAGAAGUUUGGACUUUAAGAAAAAAAAAAGAAAUAUGCCAAAUAUUCGACCCUUACCUGAGGCAUUGGCUCAAAAAGCUGCCAAAGAACUCAAUGAAGUACCCGAAAGGAUUGAUGAAGACUUGGCGACCCUUCGUACCUGGAUUGCCAAGCAGCCGCAUUUGAAGGCACGCACGGAUGAUCAAUUCCUUGUAGCCUUCCUCCGGGGAUGCAAGUACUCAUUGGAGAGAGCAAAGCAGAAGAUUGAUCUCUUCUACAGUGUUCGUAGCAACUUCAAGGAUAUCAUGAGUGAUCGUGAUCCGAUGAGUGAAAAAAAUUUGGAUAUCAUAAGAUUAGGUGUUGGACUCCCAUUACCCAAUACCAUUACGCCAGAUGGUCCAAGGAUUAUUCUCAUACGUCCCGGUGUCUAUGAAGCUGACAAGUAUGAUAUUCUCGAUGUGAUGCGCAUCAGUAUUAUGGCCAAUGACAUUUCAAUGCUUGAAGAUGAUCAUAUGAUGGUAGCUGGUCAAAUGGGAAUUUUGGAUCUUUCAAACGUUACAAUGGCGCACUUUCUUCAAUUUUCACCCACUCUUGUAAAAAAGAUGACUGUCAUGAAUCAAGAAGCCCUACCAAUUCGUCUGAAAGGUUUCCACUAUAUCAAUACACCAGCAGGAUUUGAGACCGUCUACAAUUUGUUUAGAAAAUUCCUCAAUGAGAAGAACAGAAAUCGACUUCAUGUACAUGGAGACAACUUGGAGAGCCUGUACGAGCAUAUCCCAAAGAAACUCUUGCCAAAGGAAUAUGGUGGUGAAGCUGGUUCUGUGAAGGAGUUAACUGUAAAGUGGGAGAAGAAAUUCAUGGACUAUCGUGACUACUUUCUCGAGGAAGCCAAAUACGGUACAGAUGAGAAGAAACGUCCUGGCCGACCUAAAACUGAAGAAACAAUCUUUGGCAUUGAUGGAUCCUUCCGGAAACUUAAUGUUGAUUGAACAAGAAGGAAAAACUUUUAUUAAAGCACACCUGUACUCAAAA